Messenger RNA from Argentina anserina (silverweed cinquefoil), 925 nucleotides. RefSeq names its product thioredoxin X, chloroplastic. The transcript has 2 exons. The record is from RefSeq and is a predicted model, not a curated record. Gene Ontology annotation, cellular component: cytoplasm. Bases 85 to 636 code for a protein of 183 amino acids. NCBI's taxonomy places the organism in Eukaryota, Viridiplantae, Streptophyta, Magnoliopsida, Rosales, Rosaceae. Gene Ontology annotation, molecular function: protein-disulfide reductase activity.
AAACCGAGUUCAUAACUUCAUAUAAUCAAAAACGUUCCCCCCCCCUUCUCCUCUGUUUCUCACAAAACUAGAAACCCAUCAAAAAUGGACACCGUUGUCUCCAAUUCAGCAUUACUCUCCAUACCACCUUUCCCUCCAGUCCGUUCAGUUACUUCCAACUCUUAUGCACCGACCGCUUCACUCAGUUUCUCGUCAAAGAAGCUCUUCUCCAGCUUCUUCUACACCCAAAAGAAACUAGUGGGUGGUCGACGACAUCGCAACUCUUCUUGUACAGCUCCCAAGUUUUCGAUUGCUGCUAUUCAGGAAAUCAACGAGACCCAGUUUCAGGAUUCUGUUCUUAACUCCGAUCGCCCGGUUCUUGUCGAGUUUGUUGCCAGUUGGUGCGGUCCUUGCCGCUUAAUUUCUCCGGCUAUGGAAUGGCUUGCUCAGGAAUAUAAGGACAGAUUAACGGUUGUUAAGAUCGAUCAUGAUGCAAACCCACGAUUAAUUGAAGAAUACAAAGUUUAUGGUUUGCCUGCUUUGAUUCUUUUCAAGAAUGGGCAAGAAGUUCCAGAAAGUAGAAGAGAGGGUGCAAUUACAAAAGUUAAGCUUAAAGAGUAUGUGGAUGCUUUAUUGGAAUCUGUAUCAGUCGCAUAGUCCAGCUCCAGUUGGAUUAGCAUACUUGCCUAUACCAUUGCUUCAGUAACUGUAAUGUGGUAAUUAUCCUUUUGCUUUUCCCCUCUUCUACUUUCUCUUGUAUAAUUCGAGCUGUAAAUCUCCAAAAAUUAUCAUGAGUAUAGAUCUGGCACUUAUUUUCUAUUUUACUUUUCUAAAAACCAACCUUCUUCUCUUUAUCUCUGUUACGUUUCAUUUGUCCAACUAGAUAGCGAUGAUUAUUCCCAAGUCUCACUAGGCUUCUUACAGAACAUUAUCUUGUUUGAUAUCA